Molecule: messenger RNA, 606 nt
Organism: Penicillium maclennaniae
Lineage: Eukaryota; Fungi; Ascomycota; Eurotiomycetes; Eurotiales; Aspergillaceae
Product: GNAT family N-acetyltransferase
Exons: 2
Coding region: 1-606 (201 amino acids)
Molecular function (GO): acyltransferase activity, transferring groups other than amino-acyl groups
Source: RefSeq, a predicted model, not a curated record
AUGAAGAGCGACCCUAAAGCCGUCAAAGAUAGUUUCUUUCCUCGCCAGGAAACAAGAGUCAUUGUUCCUGCCAAAGUAGACUCCAUACGAACCACGAACUUGUACUUGCGGCCCCUCGAAAUCGGAGAUGCUGCCGCACUCUUUGAAUACCGAUCUCGACAGGAUGUGGCAGAUUGGCUACAGAAGCCAAUAUUCGAGACAAAAUCUUCAAAACCCCCCGAUGCAUCUGGUGCCAUAGGACGACAAUUUGUAUUCGCCGUGAUCUCAGCCACUGAUCCAAUGCAAAAGGUUAUCGGCGCCGUUGGGAUUAACGGCCUUGCACCAUCUCCAUCACUUGGAUACGGCAUCCAUCCUGAUUACUGGGGGAAAGGAUAUGCGAGCGAGGCGGUGGCUGCCGUAGUUGAUGCGUGGUGGAAACUUCCCAGAAAAGAAGCAGAGCCUAGGAUGGAAUUGAAUGGGGGAACGGAGAAGUUGUUUGCUGCAGCGAAUAAAGCUAAUGUUGGCAGUGUCAAGGUGCUGCAGAAGAAUGAAUUUGAGAUCAUUAGCGAGGCUCCAUUGGAUGGAGAUACAGUUGCUACAUUUGUACUAGAGAGACCUGGCAGAUAG